AUGACACCACUUGCGGAUCUUGCACUUCGGAAAGCGACGCAGUAUCUUCAACUUCUCCAAACACUUGCUCACCUAAAUGUACAGCUGGCUCAAAAGGCUGCGCAACUUGUACAGAUGACACUACCUGCGGGUCUUGCACUUCAGAAAGCGAUGCAGUUUCUUCAACAUCUCCAAACACUUGCUCACCUAAAUGCACAGCUGGCUCAAAUGGCUGCGCAACUUGCACAGAUAGCACUACUUGCGGAUCUUGCACUUCAGAAAGCGAUGUAG
Molecule: messenger RNA, 270 nt
Organism: Blepharisma stoltei
Lineage: Eukaryota; Ciliophora; Heterotrichea; Heterotrichida; Blepharismidae
Source: the annotation of a GenBank genome assembly